Messenger RNA from Megalops cyprinoides (Indo-Pacific tarpon), 681 nucleotides. It is a transcript of the gene selenoh, whose product is annotated as selenoprotein H. Lineage: Eukaryota; Metazoa; Chordata; Actinopteri; Elopiformes; Megalopidae. The transcript has 5 exons. The record is from RefSeq and is a predicted model, not a curated record. Gene Ontology annotation, cellular component: Golgi apparatus.
UCCAAAGCGCGCGAGUACCGUGCUGCCAGCAACAAGUUCGCAAUGGCGUCUCGGUCCAAAGCAGCAGGCCGUGGGCGAAAGCGCAAGGCCGACGCAGAGGUGAACGGGGAGAAAGCGGCAGCUGUGGAGAGCAAGAAAGAAAAGGAGGAAGAGGAGGAAGGGAAAGAGGAGGGGGGCCAGAGGAUCGUCAUCGAGCACUGCAACAGCUGACGAGUGUACGGGCGUCACGCAGCGGGGGUUCAGGGCGCCCUGGAGGCUGCCCACCCCGACCUUAAAGUGCAGCUGAACCCCCAAAAACCCCGGCGCAACAGCUUCGAGGUCACGCUGCUGGAUGGGGGAAAGGAGGUGUGUCUGUGGACAGGUAUAAAGAAAGGUCCCCCUCGUAAGCUCAAGUUCCCGGAGCCAGCAGUGGUGCUGUCUGCCCUGGAGGAGGCGCUGAAGAGCCAAUAGAGUGACACAGUGGAGCCAAUCAUCUCCUGAAGUUCUUUGUUGCCAGGCGCUUUAUGAUGAGGAGUGGCUAAAGGGAGGUCUUCCCUGUUGCUCCUUUGAUGAUGCUGCUGCCCUGUCCAUUGAACCUGGAUGAAAGGCUGCAUCGUGUGGUCACAUGCAAAGUUGCAUCAUGUUCUUUUCCAGUUUAACCCAGAACUGUUUUUCUUUUUCCUUGUUCAAUCUCACUGUAAC